GGCCUUCGCGCUCUGCCCGCCACCGCAGCCACUGUCUCCGCUCCCCGCGCCGGGGCGGCCGGCCGGCCCAAGGAAGGCCUGACAGCCCCGGGCCAGGGCGGCGCCUCGAUGGGCAUCGUGCUCUUGUCUUCCUUAUCACUUCCCCUAACUGGGGCAGCUUCUUUCGAGGCGGGAGGCGCUUCUUACUCGGCUCCUUUUCUCCCCACUUGGGCAAACUUUUCGGCCCUGAAUGACUUUUCCUGAAGCGGACAUUUUACUUAAAUCGGGAGAGUGUGCUGGGCAGACGAUGCUGGACACGAUGGAGGCGCCUGGUCACUCGAGGCAGCUACUGCUGCAGCUCAACAACCAGCGCACCAAGGGCUUUUUGUGCGACGUGAUCAUCGUGGUGCAGAACGCCCUCUUCCGCGCGCACAAGAACGUGCUGGCGGCCAGCAGCGCCUACCUCAAGUCCCUGGUGGUGCAUGACAACCUGCUAAACCUGGACCAUGACAUGGUGAGCCCGGCCGUGUUCCGCCUGGUGCUGGACUUCAUCUACACCGGCCGCUUGACUGACAGUGUUGAGGCCGCAGCAGCAGCAGCAGUGGCCCCGGGGACCGAGCCGAGCCUGGGCGCUGUGCUGGCCGCCGCCAGCUACCUGCAGAUCCCUGACCUCGUGGCUCUGUGCAAGAAGCGCCUCAAACGCCACGGCAAGUAUUGCCACCUGCGGGGAGGAGGCAGCGGCGGCAGCGGCUAUGCGCCCUAUGGGCUCAACACCCAUUGCGCCGAGCUGUAUGCCUCGGCUCCGGGCCCAGCAGCCUCACUCUCCCCCCCGGAGCGCCGCUGCUCUCCGCUUUGCGGCCUGGAUCUGUCCAAGAAGAGCCCUCCAGGCUCCUCGGUCCCGGAGCGACCGCUGAGUGAGCGCGAGCUGCCUCCACGCCCGGACAGCCCUCCCGGGGCGGGCUCCGCAGUCUACAAGGAGCCACCGCUCACCCUGCCACCGCUGCCGCCUUUGCCCUUCCAGAAGCUGGAGGAGGCCGUACCGACUCCAGACCCGUUUCGAGGAAGCGGCGGCAGUCCGGGACCCGAGCCCCCCGGUCGCCCCGACGGCUCCAGCCUCCUCUACCGCUGGAUGAAGCACGAGCCAGGCCUGGGUAGCUAUGGCGAUGAUCUGGUUCGAGAUCGCGGCUCCCCAGGCGAGCGCUUAGAGGAACGCGCUGGUGACCCGGCCGCCUCACCCGGGGGUCCCCCGCUCGGCCUGGUGCCCCCGCCACGCUACCCGGGCAGCCUGGACGGGCCGGGCACAGGCGCCGACGGCGACGACUACAAGAGCAGCAGCGAGGAGACUGGCAGCAGCGAGGACCCCAGCCCACCCGGUGGCCACCUGGAGGGCUACCCAUGCCCGCACUUGGCUUAUGGCGAACCUGAGAGCUUUGGUGACAACCUGUAUGUGUGCAUCCCCUGUGGCAAAGGCUUCCCCAGCUCGGAACAGCUGAAUGCUCACGUGGAGGCUCACGUGGAGGAAGAGGAGGCUCUGUAUGGCAGGGCAGAGGCUGCUGAGGUAGCUGCCGGGGCCGCCGGCCUCGGGCCCCCCUUUGGUAGUGGUGGGGACAAGAUUGCUGGGGCCCCAGGUGGCCUAGGAGAGCUGCUGCGGCCUUACCGCUGCGCGUCCUGCGACAAGAGCUACAAGGACCCGGCCACGCUGAGGCAACAUGAGAAGACGCACUGGCUGACACGUCCCUAUCCGUGCACCAUCUGUGGGAAGAAGUUCACGCAGCGUGGAACCAUGACACGCCAUAUGCGCAGCCACUUAGGCCUGAAGCCCUUUGCGUGCGAUGCGUGCGGCAUGCGCUUCACCCGCCAGUACCGCCUCACGGAGCACAUGCGCAUCCACUCGGGAGAGAAGCCCUACGAGUGCCAGGUGUGCGGUGGCAAGUUUGCUCAACAGCGCAACCUCAUCAGCCACAUGAAGAUGCACGCAGUAGGUGGCGCGGCCGGCGCAGCUGGGGCGCUGGCUGGCCUCGGGGGACUACCUGGCGUUGCCGGCCCCGACGGCAAGGGCAAGCUCGAUUUCCCGGAGGGUGUCUUUGCUGUGGCCCGCCUCACAGCUGAACAGUUGAGCCUGAAGCAACAGGACAAGGCAGCUGCGGCGGAGCUGCUGGCGCAAACCACGCACUUCCUGCACGACCCCAAGGUGGCGCUCGAGAGCCUCUACCCGCUGGCCAAAUUCACUGCCGAGCUGGGACUCAGCCCGGAUAAGGCGGCAGAGGUGCUGAGCCAGGGCGCGCACCUGGCCGCGGGGCCGGACGGCCGGACCAUCGACCGUUUCUCUCCAACCUAAAGCGCCCCUCGCAGGUGCGCCCGGCUACCCGGCGGCCCGGGGACAACUGGUAGCAGCGGCAACGCCGCAGUGGUGGCCCCACCUUUCUAUGCCUCACCUGGCCUCACUGCUUUGUGCCUUAAUCCGGGGGAGCCGGUGGGGGAAAACCCCGGGACGGGGGUGGGAUAGGGGAAGGGAGAUUUAUAUUUUUGAUAUCAGCUUUGACCAAAGGAGAACCCCGCCUCUCCCUGUGGUUAGUCGGCCCCCUCCUCCGGCUCCGUGCUGCUCUUGGGGGGAGGGGUGUCACUAUUCAGACGCUCCCAGCCCUACCUCCGGCCCUUGCGACCACACCCAUUCUCACUGUGAAUCUCCCCGCUGGGGUCGGAGCAUUGGGCACAGUUGGGGAGAGGGGAGGGGACUGAGCCGGCCGGAGGGCCUCCCCGCCCCCCGCUCCUUCCCAGCCCGGGACUGAUAAUGUGAAGUUCCUCAUUUUGCACAAGUGGCACUAGCCCCAGGGCCAACCCUUCCCUUCCUGAUCCACCAGGGUGGGCAGAUCUGGAGCCAGGGAUAACGGCCCUGGCCCACCUGACUCCCCUUCUGAGAUCCCUCUCCUUUCCCUGGGGCCCCAUCGUAUUUAUUGCAUGCGCCCCGGGUGGCCCCUAUCCUGAGCCUAGCUAAGCUGGGCUGGAACGAGGUCUCCUUGGUUCCCGUUCUGUCCCUUUGUAUAUUCCCUACUCUGUACACAGGCUCUUCCAGAGCCGCUUCCAUUUUCUAUACUCAACCAAACAGCAAUAAAGCAGUAACCAAGGUCCCUAA
This is a messenger RNA of Cricetulus griseus (Chinese hamster), 3112 nucleotides long. The record is from RefSeq and is a predicted model, not a curated record. NCBI's taxonomy places the organism in Eukaryota, Metazoa, Chordata, Mammalia, Rodentia, Cricetidae.